Molecule: messenger RNA, 2360 nt
Organism: Aphis gossypii (cotton aphid)
Lineage: Eukaryota; Metazoa; Arthropoda; Insecta; Hemiptera; Aphididae
Product: ethanolaminephosphotransferase 1
Exons: 9
Coding region: 400-1563 (387 amino acids)
Biological process (GO): phosphatidylethanolamine biosynthetic process
Cellular component (GO): endoplasmic reticulum membrane; Golgi apparatus
Molecular function (GO): ethanolaminephosphotransferase activity
Source: RefSeq, a predicted model, not a curated record
UGCGUUGGCAUGAUAUUUACCGGCGGCGGCUGUGUAAGACGAAAGUACAAAACGGUAAACAAUCACAAUGCAAAGUUCAAGGAUCAACUUUUAACGCUAUAGUAUUAAAAUAUGCGUCUUUGUUGUUUUUUUUAAUUUAGAUCUGUAACCGUGAAUCUUUAUAGUUUUAUUUUUUAUGUACAUACAUCUAAAAAUGUAUUUUAAUAUUUUUUUAUAAAUGAAACGCACCUAGAUUUAGUCCACAAGCCCCACGUAUCAGCUAUCUCGUUUCAUUAUUCAUUACAAUAAUUUACUGUUAUUAAUUUUAUUGAUUUGUUAAUAACUAACUUAAUAUCCUUCUAGAUUAUUCGUAAAUCAGCUUGGUUACAGAAUUUGUAAUUAUUAUUAUAAGUUAACACAAUGGUGUUUGAUAACUUAUAUCUUAAUAAGGACCAUCUCAAUGGGUUUGACAAUUACAAAUAUAAUGCCAUCGAUACAAAUCCAUUGGGUACCUAUAUUAUGCAUCCAUUUUGGAACGCAUUAAUUAAAGUUACUCCAAGAUGGAUUGCACCUAAUUUGCUAACUUUUGUUGGUUUUCUUUUUACUGUUGGAGCUUCACUUCUUCUUGCUUAUUAUGACUAUGGUUUCUAUGUAUCUGGAAUAAACUACCAAGGUGAUCCAAUACCAAGAUGGGUUUUUGGUGUUGUAUCAUUAUUUAUUUUCAUAUCAUAUUCUCUUGAUGGCCUUGAUGGUAAACAAGCUAGACGUACAGGCACAAGUGGUCCACUUGGUGAACUGUUUGACCAUGGUCUGGAUUCCUGGACAACUGUUUUUAUCCCAACUGCACUUUAUUCAAUAUUUGGGCGCGAUGACCCAAAUACUAUUCAACCAAUACGGAUGUAUUAUAUCUGUAUAAUGGUUUUCAUUAAUUUUUAUCUGGCUCAUUGGGAAAAGUAUAACACUGGAGUAUUAUAUUUGCCAUGGAGUUAUGAUUUUUCAAUGGUUGGAUUAGUAUUCUUCUUUGGUCUUACUGCUUUUUUUGGUCCUGAAAAAUGGAAAAUGUCUUUGAUUGGAAAUUAUUCCUUUGGACAUGUCACAGAAAUAACAUUUUAUUUUACCACAUUCAUUACUAAUAUUCCAGUUUCAAUUUAUAAUAUUUAUGUAAGUUACAGAGACAAAACAGGUAAAAAUUUAAGUAUUUUAGAAGGUAGUCGACCAUUAAUUCCUUUGACUGUCUUUGUAUCUUUAUGCUUGAUAUGGGUAAAAAUAUCUCCUACAAAUGUUCUUGAAAGGGAUCCAAGAAUAUUUUUCAUGAUGAGUGGAGCAAUAUUUUCAAAUAUUUGUUGUCGUUUAAUUGUGGCUCAAAUGAGCAAAACUCGCUGUGAAGCACACAACAAUUUGUUGUCUUUUAUGGUUGUAGCUAUACUUUUUAGUGUGUUCUUACCUCCCAUUGAAUUAAUCUGCAUGUAUAUUAUGGCAUUAAUAAGCAUUUUAACACACAUAUAUUAUGGAGGCUGUGUAGUGAAACAAAUGGCUGAUCAUUUUAACAUCAUGUGUUUCAAAAUACCAUACAAGAAACAUUAAAUAUAAUAUAUUAUUUUUAUUAACUACUUAAAUCAGCAUUAGCAUUCAUGGAAUAGUUGUUAAUGAAUGUUAUUAUUAUUUUUUUUUUAAUCUCAUUACAGAAUAGCCAUACUUACAAAAUAUUGUUUUUUAUAUUUGUAUAAUUGUUCAUACAUGAAUUGUAUACAAGUUAUUAUCAUUAAUAACACAAUUUAAAAAAUUGAUAAAGUAUAUUUCGUUUUAAGAAUUAUUAUACUAAUUUAAUUAUUUUCUUAUUUUUAUUUCUUAAAAAUUAUUGUAUUUAUAGAAUUAAAGUUUAAAAAAACUUAAAAAUGGCAACUUUCAAAUGUAUAAACUAAUUUAUCUUUGAAUGAAAUUCAAAAAUUUUGAACAAAUAGUGAUACUUUAUUGGCAGUUAUUUAAUUAUUUAUUGUUAUAUUAUUUUACUGCAAACAUUUAAUAUUAAAUAACCUUAAUUGGUAUUUAUUUUUAUUUAAAUGGAUUGUAUUCUUUAAUUAUCUAUAGUAUCUAUUUAAUAUUAAUUUAAAAUUAUUAAGGUAUCUCAUAAAAUGUUCAAGUUACUAUAAUAAUAAAUUAACCCUUUACCUGUUAAAACAAUUUGUUAUUUUAUAAUUAAUUAAAUUAUUCGACUUUAUUAUAAUAGAUUUUAGAUAAUAAGUUAAUUAAUAUCAUGAAUGACUUGACAGUCUGAGUUUGUAUUUUUUUUUUAUUGUUUUUGUUUUGAACUUGUGUGUGAUAAAAAAGAUCAAUUAGUAAAUUUAUGAUUACAAUAUAUUAUAUUAUUACAGUAUUGAAUA